AUGUUGUCGUUUCUUUCGUUUAUUAUAGGAAACGCAGCUGAGCUGAUGCAUGAAUACGAUCGAGCCAUGACUGCUUACGAGUCAGCUUUGCGUCAUAAUGCUUAUUCUGUUGCAGCUUUGUCAAGUAUAGCUUCUCUUUGUCGGGGAAGAGAACAAUUUCCAAAGGCUGUUGAAUAUUUCCAAAGGAUAUUAGCUAUUGAUCAAACAAACGGAGAAAUUUGGGGCGCAUUAGGUCAUUGUUAUCUGAUGAUGGAUGACUUACAGAAAGCUUAUAAUGCUUAUCAACAGGCUCUUUACCAUUUACCUAAUCCCAAAGAACCAAAACUUUGGUAUGGAAUUGGUAUUUUAUAUGACCGUUAUGGUUCACUUGAACAUGCGGAAGAAGCCUUUUCUCAAGUAAUGAGAAUGGAACCAAAAUUUGAGAAAGCCAAUGAAAUUUAUUUUAGACUUGGUAUCAUAUAUAAACAACAACAAAAAUAUGAUCAAAGUUUAGAAUGUUUUAAAUACAUUCUCUAUAACCCACCAAAACCUUUAACCGAAGUUGAUAUUUGGUUUCAAAUUGGUCAUGUAUAUGAACAACAAAAAAAUUUCGUAGCUGCUAAAGAGGCUUAUGAACGUGUUUUAGCCGACAAUCCAAACCACGCCAAAGUGCUUCAACAAUUAGGUUGGCUUUAUCAUCAACAAAGUGCAAGCUUCAAUAAUCAAGAUCUGGCUAUUUCAUAUCUAACAAAAUCAUUGGAAUCUGAUGGGACCGAUGCGCAGUCUUGGUAUCUUCUUGGACGUUGUUAUAUGGCACAACAAAAAUAUAACAAGGCUUAUGAAGCAUAUCAACAAGCUGUCUAUCGCGAUUCACGUAAUCCUACGUUUUGGUGUUCUAUUGGUGUCCUUUAUUAUCAAAUAAAUCAGUUUCGGGAUGCCUUGGAUGCUUAUAGUAGAGCAAUUCGGUUGAAUCCAUUUAUUAGUGAAGUUUGGUAUGAUCUAGGGACACUGUAUGAAUCUUGUAACAAUCAAAUCAAUGACGCGUUGGAUGCCUAUCAACGUGCAGCUGAAUUGGAUCCUACAAAUCCUCAUAUAAAGCAAAGGUUGCAAAUGUUAAGAACCCAACAAGUUCAAGGAGGACAAACUACCGCACCAAUUCCUCAGGAUGUUAAUCCUCAAUCUUAUCAACAACUAAAUGGUCCUCCACCAAUGCUUGGUAAUCCUCCAACUUUUGCUCAACCAACUCCUGGACCACAAGGACCUCCUGGUAUGCCAACGUAUGGAAGUAGACAUGAUAGUAGACAAAAUCAUCCACAAAUCCCCAUUUCAUUAUCAGCUCUUCAUCAUGGAGAUAGUAAUCAUCGUGACUUACCCCCAAUGUCGAGAGGUGAUUUGCAAAUGCAAAGGAGUGAUUUACCUCCCAUGUCAGCUCCAAUGCCAAUGUCAAGAAGAAGUCCAGGUCCCUCAGGAUCUUAUGCUCAACCUCAUCUUCGCGAACCAAGACCACCUACUCCUCCAAAUCAACAACAUCCUAUUAAUAAUUCUAUUAUGUCUCCAACUGAUCCAAGAUCUUUAGCUCCACAUCAAUCUCAACAACCACGUUCAGAUAAACGUCAAUCAUCACCACCUCCGACGCUUCCUCAAAUUCAAGAUGAAAGACGUUCAAGAUAUUCUCCUCCUCCAUUACGUCCUACUUACCCUACUUCACCAAGAAUGGGAGCAAGUGAACACGGUAACUCGCAACACUCAGGUUAUCAUCAACAAUCUCAUCAUGAAAUUUCACAUCAUUCUCCUCCGAUUGUUGAUCGUCGUGAUUCUGAUAUGUAUGAUCCUAAUAAGAUUAAACAUACUUCGGAACAAUUAUCAUCGAACCACGAACCUCAUUCUACACAUCUACCUCACCUUGAGUAUCGAGAAUCUCCGUCUAAACCCGAGGAACCUCCAGUCUCAAAUAGCCUUGAUCACGGUUCAAGAGUUUCUAUCUUGAAUACUCCACAUCAAAUUAACCAACAUGAUAAUAGAAUUGGUGGCUCAGUUGAAGACAAAGGAAUGCCACCAUUUUCUUUCCGUCAAGAAGAACAUAGACGUCCUAUUUUAUCAUCAGAGAUCAAAUCCCCUGAAGGACCUUCACAAGAACAACGUCCACCUACAACAGUUAACUUAGAAUCUCCUGUUAGAGAAAACUCUUAUGGUAGUCCAACUUUCAGCGAAUCUGGUGAAAAUCAACGUAAAUCUUCAACCGAUCAACAUUCUAAUCGAGGACCUUCAGAAUUGGUAAAACCUCCGUUCCCAGAGGAACAACAGCAACAACAAAGUUCGCAUUCUCCUAGUGAACAACCAACUUUACCGCGUAUCAUAGAUACAAAUAGUCCAUCUAGUCCUCGCGAAAAUGAUCUUAAUAAACCAAUAUUACCAUCAAUAAGAAGUAAUGCAACACGCCAAGUUGAUGAGGAUUAUGAUGAUACACCUGCGGAUAUAAUUAGUAUUAAUGAAAGUGGUACAUCAUCCGCAGGACAAAAGAGAUCUUAUUCACCAACACCAAAAGGUGGAGAAAAUGAUAUUGACAAUCGGGAUGAUCCUGCUAGUAAGCGACCUAAAACUGCACCGCCUACACCUGGAAGAGAUGACUCUUCACCGACAUCGUCGCAUUCAGAACAAAUAAGAGAGAGGCGAAAAUCCGAACAAAGUGCUAGUGGAAGCGUGACACAAUCGCCCAGGUCAGAAUUAGAUUAAUCUUUUAAAUUGUACCCAAUAAUAUACUUUUUUUUUCCAUUAAUCAGAAUAUGUAAAGAAUAAAGAUAAGAGGAGAAUGAUCUUUCACAAAUAAUUUAUGAUCGUAGCGAUUAAAUCAGUUUUUUAGUUCAUUUUACCUAUUAUAUUCGUUAUGAUAUGGAAAGCCAACAAACAUGUAAGGUAGAUUUCCUUAAGAGAAAUGGAAGUUAUUUUGCAUAUGUACCUAUGGUAAAAAGUACUGGUUGGUUGGGUGGGAAAUUACAAAUAUAAUACUAAUAGUUUUUUUCAAUUGCAAUAAAUUAGCAAUUAGUAGUAGUUAAUAGUUAUUUUAGUACAAAUUUUGUAGC
Molecule: messenger RNA, 3059 nt
Organism: Rhizophagus irregularis DAOM 181602=DAOM 197198
Lineage: Eukaryota; Fungi; Glomeromycota; Glomeromycetes; Glomerales; Glomeraceae
Biological process (GO): regulation of gene expression
Molecular function (GO): RNA polymerase II cis-regulatory region sequence-specific DNA binding; chromatin DNA binding; protein binding
Source: RefSeq, a predicted model, not a curated record